AUGAACCCCGGGUACCCCCCGGAGGCUCCCCCGGAGCCCCCCAAGCCCCCUCCGGGCUCGGCCGCCUCCUCCCCGCUGCCCUACGGUUACUUCGGCAGCGGCUUCUACUCGUGCCGGGUGUCCCGGGGCUCCCUGAAACCCUCCCCGGCCCCGGGAGCCUUUCCCGGGGACAAAUUCCUGGAGCCCUCCGCGACCACCGAGGAUUUCCAGAACCGCCCGGCCGAGUUCGCCUUCUACCCGGGUUACGGUGGCCACUACCCGCCCGUGGCUGGCUACCUGGACGUGUCGGUGGUGCCGGCGCUGGGCGAGCCCCGCCACGAGGCGCUGCUGCCCGUGGACGGGGGCUUCGCGCAGCCCUGGGCGCUGGGAGGGGGCUGGAGCCCCCCGAUGUGCUGCCCCAAGGAGCAGGGCCAGCCCGGCUUCCUGCUCAAAUCCGCCUUCGCAGAGCCCGGGCCGUGUCCCCAGGAGGGCUGCGCCUUCCGGCGGGGCCGCAAGAAGCGGGUGCCCUACAGCAAGGGGCAGCUGCGGGAGCUGGAGCAGGAGUUCGCCAGCAGCAGAUUCAUCACCCGCGACCGGCGCAGGAAGAUCUCGGCCGCCACCAACCUGAGCGAGCGGCAGAUCACCAUCUGGUUCCAGAACCGCCGCGUCAAGGAGAAGAAGGUGGUGGCCAAAACCAAGAACGGCACCGGCGGCACGCCCUGAGCGGCCCGAGUUUGUCACCGGCACCGCGGGACCCCCGUUUGUCACCGGGACCCCCCGUUUGUCACCGGGACCCCGCGUUUGUCACCGGGACCGCGGGAUUCCCCCUUUGUCACCGGGACCCCGCGUUUGUCACCGAGAAUACCCUGUUUGUCAUUGGGACCGCGGGACCCCCCGUUUGUCACCGGGACCGCGGGACCCCCGUUGGUCACAGGGAGCCCCCCCGUUUGUCACCGGGAACACCCCCCCGUUUGUCACUGAGACUCCCCGUUUGUCACCAGGAACCCCUUUAACACCGGGACCCCACCCUUUGAUACCGAGACCCCCCUUUGAUACCGGGACCCCCCUUUGACACCAGGACUCCCUCGUUUGUCAUUGGGACCCCCCAUUUGUCACCGGGA
Prinia subflava (tawny-flanked prinia) is the source of this 1100-nucleotide messenger RNA. It is a transcript of the gene HOXB13, whose product is annotated as homeobox B13. Bases 1 to 702 code for a protein of 233 amino acids. Gene Ontology annotation, molecular function: DNA-binding transcription factor activity, RNA polymerase II-specific; RNA polymerase II cis-regulatory region sequence-specific DNA binding. The transcript has 2 exons. NCBI's taxonomy places the organism in Eukaryota, Metazoa, Chordata, Aves, Passeriformes, Cisticolidae. Gene Ontology annotation, biological process: regulation of transcription by RNA polymerase II. The record is from RefSeq and is a predicted model, not a curated record.